Messenger RNA from Diplodia corticola, 4128 nucleotides. Its product is annotated as ph domain protein. The coding region runs from base 1 to 4128 and encodes 1375 amino acids. The transcript is spliced from 4 exons. NCBI's taxonomy places the organism in Eukaryota, Fungi, Ascomycota, Dothideomycetes, Botryosphaeriales, Botryosphaeriaceae. The record is from RefSeq and is a predicted model, not a curated record.
AUGCCUCGCCCGCGGGUCCUCUCGUUCAUGUCCCAAUGGGGCGGCUCCUCCUCGCCCCGCGGCAACACGCCUUCCCGCGACACUGCAAACUCGCCCAAGUCCCCGGCGCAGUCCCAGGUCGCGCCUGCCCCGGCCAGCCACAACCUCGACAACUUUGUCAAGUCCUCGCCCACCCAGCAGCAGCGCCAGCGCUCCGACUCGCGCCCCUCCUCGCGCCCCAUCUCCAUGGUCCAGACCUACCAGCCGCCGCUGAUGGAGGUCGCCCAAGACACGUUGCCCGAGCUGCAGCCCAUCUUCACUUUCCUCAACUCACACUCGAACAAGCUCUACCAGGAGGGCUACUUCCUGAAGCUGCACGACCUCGACGCCCGUGGCCGUCCCAGCCCCGACCGGAAUUGGACAGAAGUCUUCGCCCAGCUGGUAGGAACCGUGCUUUCGGUCUGGGAUGCCCAGCGCCUAGACGAAGCCGGCGAGGAUGGCGAGGUUGUGCCGAGUUUCAUCAACCUGGCCGAUGCCUCGAUCAAGAUGAUUGAAUCGCUACCCAUGAACGGCCCGGGCAGCCAGAUGCUCAACAACGUCUUGAGCGUAUCGACAGCAGCAAACAACCGCUACCUUUUCCACUUUAAUUCUGUCAACUCUCUCACCCAAUGGACGGCUGGCAUCCGCCUCGCCAUGUUCGAGCACGCCAGUUUGCAGGAAGCCUACACCGGAUCGCUCAUCGCCGGAAAGGGCCGGUUCCUGAACAAUAUCCGCCAGAUCAUGGAGAGGACCAAGUUCAAGUAUGAGGACUGGGCUCGAGUGCGCUUCGGCGCUGGCACGCCAUGGAGACGCUGCUGGUGUGUCAUUACCCCACCGGACGAGAAGGAGGUCAACAAGAUCCAGAAGGCCCUGAAGAAGCAGACCAUCUACGACCGCUCGCAACCGGUUCUGAAGGGUGACGUCAAGUUCUACGAGACGAGAAAAAUCAACAAGAAGACGCGCCCGAUCGCUACCAUCACAGAUGCAUACUCGGCUUAUGCCAUUUAUCCACAAUCGAAGCCCCUCAUUGAUCAGUCGACGUUGGUCAAGGUCGAGGGCCGCAUCACCAUCCACUCGAAGCCCGAGUCGACCACGGAAGGCUUCGUCUUCGUCAUGCCUGAGGCGCACCCCGCAGUUUCGGGUUUUGAGAUUAUGCUCCGCUUCCUUUUCCCCGUGUUUGAUACUUUCGGAAUCUACGGCAGACCGACACGCUUGGUGGCCGAUGCUUUGGAUACCCGCUCUCUAAUGUUUGCUAUGCCCAAGGAUCGGAGAUAUGGAUACUUGGACAUUCUGGAUGUGGCAAGCCUGAUCCACGGCGAUGGCAGUCAGAACUGGUCUGAACGGCAGUGGAGGAAGCAAAUGAAGGACUUGACCUCCAAGAGGAUGACGGCCGUCCCGCCCGAUCGCCAGCGCAGCCGCCGCAACACCACAAGCCGGACCAGCUUGCCCCCGUCUCGCACGACAUCUAUUCGGUUCAACGAUGGCAGCUCUACUCACUCCCAGCCUGGCACCCGGAAUGUGUCUCCUGCAAGGGGUGGAGAAUUCAGCGUCCAGCCACCACGCCGCGCCGAAACCGCCUCCCCCGGCAGCCAAUUGAUGCGCCACCAGCGCUCAGUCUCUGAACGCGUCGGAAAUUCGAGGCUGAUGCACAGCCGCAAUGCCUCGGACGAUCUUUAUGACGGUGCACCCCCACCGCCACCCCAUCGCGUUGCGCUCAACGGCCUGAACCGCGACAGCCCCGCAAGCGACGUCUCCUCGACGCACUCGUCUGGUCAUGACCAAUUUGCGUCAGAAGGCGAAUCACCCCACGAUCUCCCCGAGAUCGGCGCCACGUCCGCUGCUAAGCCUCCCCCUACCCCUGUUCACUCGCCUCCUGAGUUCUCUCACGGACCCGGCCAGAAGCCGAGGAUCCAACCUUACGAGGCCGAAGAGAUGCGCCGAGCCCAAUCUGGCAUCGACGAGGCUACGCUUCAGGAGAUGGCUGAAGCCAGCCACAGGCCCAUUCCAGCACAUCUCGCUCCGGCUGCAGCCGCGGCCGCUUGGAAGUCGAACCCCAACAGCUGGGCCUCUCAAGGUCGUUUGAGUGACGAGAGAGAGCGCAACCAGCAUCCGUAUGCUGAUGUCAAAAGGCAGUCGAUUGAAGAGAAUCGUUCGUACUGGAACGACCAACAGAACAACCGGCUCCCUACGAUUCCUGCAUCUCCAUACAUUGCACAAGGUGAACCUCACUCUGCGACUAGCCCCACUUUCGCUCCCGUGGCCCCUCCGGUCCCCGAGCACAAGGAAAUGCCCCAGGACUACUUUCCCAACCAGGACGUAGCGGCUGCCGCUAAUCAUGGUGGUCAAUACGACCGCACCUACUACGGCUCGCAGUCGCCCGGAGGUCUCUCUGCCAGACAUAGCAUUCAGCGGAAGCCAGUUCCAGGUCGGUUUAGCACUCCCCUUUCGGCGGACAACCCCGCCAUUCCUAAAUCUCCUUCAAAUUCGAGUCUUGACAGUUUUCGAAGAGAUAUGAUUAAUCCUGACACGAUUCUCAACCAGCUGGCCGCUCAGGAUGAAGCUGAGCGAACGCAGACUAUGUCCAGCAGUGUCUAUGAUGACGAGUCCACUGGGACGCCCGACUACGCCAGCGUCAAGAGUGCGAGCACGAAGCAGUCGAGACCGUCGGUCGAGAGACCUCGCGUCGGGCGGCUCAAGACCGUUGGCGAUAUCCCGCCGCCGCCGCCAGCUCACGAAGAGGUUGUUGUCGGCGACGCACGCUACAAAGAGGACGCAAGGCCGAAUGAGAAGAUGGAUCUUCCCACGAUCGAUUUUGGCCCCACCUACGAUUUGACCAAGACUGACCCCAACUCGGUGCGUCCUGGAACCAGUGGCACCAUCACUCAGGAAGGCCACUCAAGGUCGAAAUCAAGGGAUCGUCUGUCCGCUACUGAUUAUUCGAAUCCACACACACCUCAGGACGCCUUAUUUGGCAGGACCAGCCCAAACACCCCAGGACAUCGCCGCGCGAACUCGAAGUCGCCGCAGUCAAACCAGGAUGGCGAAGACGGCCGCCGGAGCGCACUCUGGCAGCCAACCCCGGGUCGUCGCAGUGCGAGCCCAGGCUAUCGCAAGAGCCUGACGCCCGAGGAAUGGGUCCACCAGCGUGCCGGCUCGAGUGUGUCGCCAGUAUUCUCUCACGGACGGAACCAAUCCACUCCCAAUCUCCUUGGGCCUGAAAGCAAGACCCCAACGAUGAGCCGGAAUCCAUCUGGGGAUUGGUCUCAGCUCCACCAGCGUACACCGCCGAAGGAGCGUGACCCGAUGCGCCCUCAUUCGCGGAAUGCAUCCAAGCUGCUCAAUGAGGGUGCUCAGGCGUCUCGCUACCACUCACGUGGCGCGUCAACACCUUUGGAUUAUCCCUCUGCCCGUCCCAGCUCGAGGGGCGCCAACGCGAUGCUGAAUGCACAGCCCACUGGUCUCAUUAAAUCUGCCGAGUCUGCGCAGCUCUCCGCUCGGGAGCAAGAGCAUGUCGCUCGCCUCACUGGCACCCCGCUUAUCAACAUGGCGAAGUCCCAAAACCAGCCUGAACCCGAGAAGCACAAUGGCCUCGUUGGCGCCAUCGCAGCCCGACAAAGGGAAAAGGAUGACUUCAAGAAGGGCAGCCGUAACGCCCUCGUGCAACAAGCCAUUGUUGCUCGUCAGCACCAGGUUCAAGCCGAGGUGGCGCGGGCUGAGCGCGACGCACAGCGACGCGCUGAGCGUGAAAACCUGCGGAUUCAGCAGGAGCAGCAAGCUGCCAUGAUGCGUCAGCAGCAUCAAAUGCAGAUGAUGCAGGCGCAGAACAUGCAACAGAACCAGAUGCAAAUGGGCCUGGGCAUGCAGAGCAUGCAAAUGCCCAUGCAGAACUACGGCAUGGCGAUGGGAACCCCUACCCCGGGGUCGAACUUCGCGAUGCAGGGCAACUAUUUUCCUCAACAGCCACAGCAGCAGCAGCAACAACAGCAGCAAGGAUAUAUGGGUGGAAUGCCCAUGAUGCACCAACAACCCAGCCAGCAGAGUUUCACCCCGCAGCCCUACGGCGCUGCCUGGGACCAGAAGCAGUCUGGCAAAUCGCCCAGGAGAGGUUAA